This is a messenger RNA of Arvicola amphibius (Eurasian water vole), 1043 nucleotides long. RefSeq names its product glutathione S-transferase alpha-3-like. Gene Ontology annotation, molecular function: glutathione transferase activity. Gene Ontology annotation, cellular component: extracellular exosome; cytosol. Gene Ontology annotation, biological process: glutathione metabolic process; xenobiotic metabolic process. Lineage: Eukaryota; Metazoa; Chordata; Mammalia; Rodentia; Cricetidae. The record is from RefSeq and is a predicted model, not a curated record.
UUAGGGCAAUGUGGGUGCAGCUUUUCUCUUAUUGGAUUGCUCCCUUUACCUGGAAGGGCUUAUUUAAAUUAAGAAUAGCUUAUAAACAACAGGAAGUCUUUUCUUCACUGUGGAGUUUUUUAGCGUGAACAGCUUUUUCACAAGGAAAACCAACCGAUUGCUGCCAUGGCAGGGAAGCCCGUCCUUCACUACUUCGAUGGCCGGGGCAGAAUGGAGUCUAUCCGGUGGCUCUUGGCUGCAGCUGGAGUAGAGUUUGAAGAAAAGUUUCUGAAAACUCGGGAUGAUCUGAAAGGUUUAAGAAAAGAUGGGAGUUUGAUGUUCCAACAAUUGCCCAUGGUAGAGAUCGAUGGGAUGAAGCUGGUGCAGUGCAGAGCCAUUCUCAACUACAUCGCCACACAAUACAACCUCUAUGGGAAGGACAUGAAGGAGAGAGCUAUCAUUGAUAUGUAUACUGAAGGUAUGAUGGAUCUGGAUGAAAUGGUUCUCUAUCAACCUUACCUUCCCAAAGAUGAGAAAGAGGGAAACCUUGCCAAGAUCAAGGACAAGGCAAGGAACCGUUACUUCCCUGCCUAUGAGAAGGUGCUAAAGAGCCAUGCAGAUUAUCUCGUGGGCAACAAGCUGAGCAGGGCGGAUGUUGACCUGGUUAAACUUCUCUACCAUGUGGAAGAGCUGGACCCCCAGCUAUUGGCCAACUUCCCUCUGCUGAAGGCACUGAAAACCAGAGUCAGUAACCUCCCUACAGUGAAGAAGUUUCUUCAGCCUGGCAGCCAGAGGAAGCCUUACGAGGAUGAGAAAUGCGUAGAAUCAGCAAUGAAGAUUUUCCAUUAAAUCAGGCAAACACGGCUGCGUAACAGCCCCAGGCCAACCUUCUAAAGCUUUGCAACAAUGAAGUGCUUUGAUUAAAUGUUGAUCCUGCUUAUUGUGAGGCCAACAAGUUUUCUGCGAAUUGUGCAUUUUGCUAUUUGGUUGUAAUCAAAAUUGAAAUCAUGCUCACUUCCUAGACUAUUCUCUUUGAAUUUCAAUAAAACAGAACAAGCUUCUUA